Molecule: messenger RNA, 653 nt
Organism: Helicoverpa armigera (cotton bollworm)
Lineage: Eukaryota; Metazoa; Arthropoda; Insecta; Lepidoptera; Noctuidae
Gene: Snapin
Product: SNAPIN protein homolog
Exons: 3
Coding region: 119-568 (149 amino acids)
Biological process (GO): endosome to lysosome transport; regulation of synaptic vesicle exocytosis; lysosome localization
Cellular component (GO): synaptic vesicle; BORC complex; BLOC-1 complex
Molecular function (GO): SNARE binding
Source: RefSeq, a predicted model, not a curated record
CAUGUUGCUUUGACAAAUGACACGAUUUGAUUGAUAAAUUCUCGAUUUGUCAAAGGAAAAAUCCUAAAUAUUAUUUUACUUUACAAUGAAGAAGUGAUUGGAGUAAAGUAAAUACGAAAUGGAUGACACAGAGAGCACCACAACAUCUGCUGAUGAGAACACUGGCAAUUUGUGCGACAACCCGACUAGGGACACAUUGGCAGAAGGUCUGCUCGGUCUUUUGAAACCUACUGUGGACCAGCUAGACGACAGAGUCAGAGCUACUAGAAUAUCUCAGUUGGAACUGAAGCAGCAGAUAGAAUCAUUGAACGAGGAGCUGCAGAAUGUGCGAGAGGCACUGAACAACCAUCCUGACUUGGACCCCUAUGUGAAGAAACUAAUAUCUUGCAAACACAAAGUCACUGUGGUAUUGAACGUCUUGCAGGCCUCACAGGACAGACUAAAUGAAAUAAGGCGUAUGGUCAGCAAAGAGAAGAGUGUGCGACCAGCUGUAGUGACAGAGCCAGCACCACAAGAGCCUGAGCAGGGCACCAGUGGCGUAGUGACGGACAGAGGGAGCAUUAACUGACAUGGAGACUCCCUAUCAGAACCACAUUGAUAAGGCUGACUUUGACCAUGUGUAUGAGCCUGCUGAAGACAGCUUCCUACUCAUA